Photinus pyralis (common eastern firefly) is the source of this 2099-nucleotide messenger RNA. RefSeq names its product dentin sialophosphoprotein-like. Lineage: Eukaryota; Metazoa; Arthropoda; Insecta; Coleoptera; Lampyridae. The record is from RefSeq and is a predicted model, not a curated record. Bases 136 to 2064 code for a protein of 642 amino acids. Gene Ontology annotation, molecular function: chitin binding. The transcript has 3 exons. Gene Ontology annotation, cellular component: extracellular region.
GAGGAGACCACCGACACUUCGAAUACGGACAUUACAGAGGAGAGCAGUAGCCGAAUUUCCGCGUUUAGUACUUCUAAAUACACCCACUCGGGGACUCCAGGAGACCACACAGAGGGAUAUUCCCGAAGUACGAAAAUGUCUGACACCAGCGGUUCAAGAUAUACCCAUCUGACAUCAGAGAGUGAGGAGACCACCGACACUUCGAAUACGGACAUUACAGAGGAGAGCAGUAGCCGAAUUUCCGCGUCUAGUACUUCUAAAUACACCCACUCGGGGACUCCAGGAGACCACACAGAGGGAUAUUCCCGAAGUACGAAAAUGUCUGACACCAGCGGUUCAAGAUAUACCCAUCUGACAUCAGAGAGUGAGGAGACCACCGACACUUCGAAUACGGACAUUACAGAGGAGAGCAGUAGCCGAAUUUCCGCGUCUAGUACUUCUAAAUACACCCACUCGGGGACUCCAGGAGACCACACAGGGGGAUAUUCUCGAAGUACGAAAAUGUCUGACACCAGCGGUUCAAGAUAUACCCAUCUGACAUCAGAGAGUGAGGAGACCACCGACACUUCGAAUACGGACAUUACAGAGGAGAGCAGUAGUCGAAUUUCCGCGUCUAGUACUUCUAAAAACACCCACUCGGGGACUCCAGGAGACCACACAGAGGGAUAUUCCCGAAGUACGAAAAUGUCUGACACCAGCGGUUCAAGAUAUACCCAUCUGACAUCAGAGAGUGAGGAGACCACCGACACUUCGAAUACGGACAUUACAGAGGAGAGCAGUAGCCGAAUUUCCGCGUCUAGUACUUCUAAAUACACCCACUCGGGGACUCCAGGAGACCACACAGGGGGAUAUUCCCGUAGUACGAAAAUGUCUGACACCAGCGGUUCAAGAUAUACCCAUCUGACAUCAGAGAGUGAGGAGACCACCGACACUUCGAAUACGGACAUUACAGAGGAGAGCAGUAAAGGAGUAUCUACGUCUAGUGCUUCCAAAUACACUCACCCGGCGACUCCAAGUGACCACACAGGGGGACAUUCCCGUAGUACGAAAAUGUCUGAUGCCAGCGGUUCAAGAUAUACCCAAACUACCCGUAAUACGGAUAAGGAUUUGUCCAGUACAUUUUCAGGAAUUGGUAGCUCCAAAUAUUCCCAUGUAACGUAUGGUAGUGAACAUACUGUGGGAUCCAGCAGUUUUGGGAGCACCGGAAUUGUAACUACAGCAAGUACAUCAUCAAAUUCCAUUAUAAGUGUGCCGACGGCGAGGAAUUCCUUAAACACAAAAUCGACGGACAAUCAACAGACACACACGUAUACGAUAUACACCGAGGAUGUGAUACAUGCGGGUACGAUAGGAGCUGGAAGCCAGUCUCGAGAUGAAAACAAGACAAAGAUGGAAGAUGCUGGUACAACUAUACCACCAACAAGGGGAAUAGAAAUAAUUUACGAAGGAGAAAUAAGACCUGAGAUGAAGUGUAGCAGUACAGGAAAGUUCCGGUAUAUGAAUUCCUGCAAGCAGUAUUACUAUUGUGACCGCAUACCACAUUCAAAUUCCUUUUUAUUAUCCAGAGUGCGAGAAUGUCAAAUUUGCAUGCAGUUUAAUGCCAAAUUAGGGAGGUGCGACUAUCCAGAGAACGUCCCUGAAUGUCAACCGGAUAAUGGAAUAGAGAACAGACUUUGCACGGGAGAUGGGAAUUUUUCAAUACCAAAGGAGAAGAAUUGCAGGAAAUACUAUGAGUGUAUAAAAGAUGUGAGCACCGACGAAAUUCGUUUGAACGUAAAAGAAUGUGCUAGUGGGACAACCUUCAAUGCACAGUUGCAGAGGUGUGUUCCGGGAGAGCAUUGUAAACGGCACAGAAACCCACGAUGCACAGGGCGCAAUUAUAAUUUCUUUGAUAGACACGAUUGUACAAGUUAUUAUCAUUGCGAUCAUAGAGGUAAGAUUCAAAAAUUAAAGUGUCCUCCAGGCUAUGUAUUUAAUGGAGAAGAAUGCGAGUGGAAAGAUGAUGUCAUUUGUGAUCCCGAUGCUUUGACAGACAAGGAUUUAGAAAGACUUUUAAUUUGGUAAAUUAUGUUAGAAAUUUGUGGUGUGAGAUUUUGUCA